CUUCCAAACCAAAGAAAACAACCAACACAUCCAUUCAUCAGGUCUUAACUUCUCAAGUGCAUACAUUUUAAAAAUCUUCCUAACUGGACAGAAAUCAAGGAGGAGAGGUGACACUGAAACAGCGAUGCAGAGAGGAGUCAGUGAGAUGGAGAAAGAGAUGACUGGAGAGAUGGAGAAAGGCAACAAGAUGAGGAUGGAACAAGAGAAAGAAAGACAAAGAGAAAUGGAUGGGCUGCUGAGAAUGAGAAAGGAGAUUGAGACUUGUAACAAGGUAGACCACAACCGAUGGAAGCUGGAUAGAGAGGUGUUGGAGAAAGUCAACAAGGUGAGGGUGGAACCAGGGCAAGAAAGAGAAAGGCUAAUUAAAGAGUUGCUCAGACAGAUCAGGGAGAAUGAGGCUUCUAUUGAGGUACACCACUACCAAUGGAAGCUAGAGAGAGAGUUGUUUGAGAAACAGAGACAAAGUGAAGUGUCAGACAGAAAAAAGAUGGAGCUUAAGAUGGCAAAGCUGAAGGUUCAGAACAUACUGAACUUGGCCAAGUUAGGAGAGGUGACAGUGGAGAGUACCAAGCUUUUAGCUGAGAAUGAAAGGGAGAGAGAAAUGUUGAAGAAACAGAGAGAAAGCUUAAUGGCAGACAAAGAAAAUAUAGAAGUCAAGAUGACAAAGGUGACGAUGGAGAAGAUACUGCACUUUGCCAAGAUAGGGAAGUUGACCGUGGAAAACACGAGGCUGUUAGCUGAGAAUGAAAGGCAGCGUGAGGUGUUGGACAAACAGAGAGAAAGCGCAGCGGCCGACACACAAACGUUGGGGGACAAGAUAUCAAAGGUGAAGAUGUGCUUGGCCAAGUUAUGGAAGGUGACAGUAGAGGACAAUAAGAGGCUGUUAGCUGAGAAUGAAAGGACAGAGAAGGAAAGGACCAGGAGAGGAAUCAGACCCUAG
Salmo salar (Atlantic salmon) is the source of this 940-nucleotide messenger RNA. The record is from RefSeq and is a predicted model, not a curated record. Lineage: Eukaryota; Metazoa; Chordata; Actinopteri; Salmoniformes; Salmonidae.